Molecule: messenger RNA, 525 nt
Organism: Lentinula edodes (shiitake mushroom)
Lineage: Eukaryota; Fungi; Basidiomycota; Agaricomycetes; Agaricales; Omphalotaceae
Exons: 4
Coding region: 1-525 (174 amino acids)
Source: RefSeq, a predicted model, not a curated record
AUGAAAAAUUGUGAAAACAUUUGUGUGAGGGAGGCUGAUAACAGUCACUUGGAUGCUAGGAUGGGACCGGACUCAUACUGUGUGAGCCCAGCAUUGGAAGCAGCUGUUGCUUCCGAAGCUGCAAUGGUAAAUUCAUGGCCACCAAAUGAGGUCACUGUCUUUGCCGCAGAACCUAAUGCAGAACCUGCCAAAGUUAUCGCUUCUCCACCUUCUGAAGUAACUAUUGUCACGACGCUCGCUCCAACGGCUAAGAAAUGGAUGAAAACAAAUGAGUCUUCGCUUGUUGCGUCCGAGAAAACACUAGCUGCAUCGCUUGUCCCUACACCAAAAGCACUCGUGGCAUCUGAAGCACCUGCAGUGACGACGGAGACAAUUGCAGAGGUAGCGUCUCCGAAGUCAGACGUUAUUGUGGAAAGAACUGUAGAAAAAUCAGUAACAUUGAACGUUAUUCGGAAUUUGAGAGAAAGUGGGUAUACUUUGGCGAUCUUCGAUAAUAACGGGUUCUCCGUUAGAGCAUUGGGUUAA